Drosophila obscura is the source of this 663-nucleotide messenger RNA. Its product is annotated as putative odorant-binding protein A5. The transcript has a single exon. The record is from RefSeq and is a predicted model, not a curated record. The coding region runs from base 73 to 630 and encodes 185 amino acids. NCBI's taxonomy places the organism in Eukaryota, Metazoa, Arthropoda, Insecta, Diptera, Drosophilidae.
GGUCUCUUUGGAAAUUCAAUCAAUUCUGUACCGAAUCUCGAAAUUGCUGCUGCUGUACAAAUCGAUAGCGCCAUGUUUGUGAGCUGCCCUCCGCCGAACCCCAGGGGCCAACUCACCAAGAUGCUUCGGCACGCUCACAUCAUCCCGAAUGUGCUGCCCUGCGAGCCGCAGGCAGUCAUCCAGGUGCUGUACCCUUGCGACAUCGUGGUGGAGCCAGGCACCACCAUUUCUGUCGAUGCGGCGGUCAAAGAGCCCAUCAUUCGAUGGAAACCCGAAACGCACCGGCUCUACACCUUUCUGAUGAUCGACCUGGACAUGCCAAAGUCCAUGGGCCAGUACCUGCUUUGGAUGGUGGGCAACAUCCCCGGCUGCGAUGUGGUGCGGGGAGAAACCAUUGUUGCCUACAUGCCCAAGCGCACGGCGGAGGGCAAGCAGUACCAUCGCAGUCUCUUCCUGGCCUACCAGCAGUACCUCGAGUUGGACUUUGACGAGCCGUAUCUGACGGCCUCCGACACGGUGGGACGCGCCCACUUCGAUGUGAAUCGUUUCGCGAUGAAAUACGCCUUGGGCAGUCCCACGGCUGCCAAUUUCUUUGUGGCCGAGUGGGAUUGGGGUUGGGAAGCCGAUUAAACUAAUAAUAAACCGGUGGACUAUCUAUUUUAA